AUGGCUUGUCUAUUCCAAGCAAAACGAUGCAGCCUUCUUUGCUUCAAAAAAAAUUCACACGAGUGCAAAUCUGCGCUGGUCAGGGAUGGAACCAGGGAUUGGAAGAAUCUGUGCCACCUCCUCAGCUCGCAUGAGAAGUCGCAUGACCACCUAGAUAGUUUCCAAAGGUGGAAGGAGCUGGAGAUCAGGCUGGUGUCCAAGCAAACUAUCGAUGCCCAAGCCCAACGGGUAAUUGACGGAGAGACUCUCCACUGGCAGCAGGUGCUGCAGAGGCUCAUAGCCCUGAUGCGCGUAAUGGCCACCCAGAACAUUGCUUUACGUGGGACCACCGAUAGGCUGAACGAGCCAAAUAAUAGGAACUUUCUGAAGUUUGUGGAAAUGCUGGGUAUCUUUGAUGGAAUCAUGAAGGAGCAUGUAAGGAGAGUACAGUCCAAAGAAACACAUGUGCACUACCUCGGUAAAAGAAUCCAGAACGAAAUCAUUGACAUGCUGGCACAAGAGAUCCAGCAGACAGUGUGCAGUGAUCUAAAAGCAGCCAAAUAUGUUUCUAUAAUUUUAAACUGCACACCAGACAAGAGCAAAACAGAGCAGAUGACCAUGGUGGUGCGUUUAGUUUCAACCGAGGAUGAAACCCCUCAGCGCCACGAGAUGGGAGAACCGGGUGGAGGCUACAUCUUGUUCAAAGUGAACAUCACCAGUAAGAGUUUGCAGACGGUGAGUUUUAACAUUUCACUAGCAGUGGUUCAACUGAACUCAACCAGGGUAUUCCUCCAAGACUACCGCUCCGAUGCAGCUUUCGCUGGCGUUUUAGCAAGCGCAAAAGAGUUGGCAGAGGAGGUGGGUUUUGAGCCAUGUUUCCCAGUGCAACCCACGGUCCGUCCCAGGAAGAAGAGGAGUCUGUUUGGCUACGAGGGAGAGGAUGAGCCUGUGACUGACCUUCAGCAGAAAUUCAAAGUACAUUUCUUUAAUCAGAUUCUUGAUUUUGCUAUCCAGUCCUUCAACGAGCGCUUUACGCAGCUCGAAGAGCACAGCAGUAUUUUCAGCAUCCUGUACAACAUCCCCACCAUCAAGGACAUGGACACUGCAGCACUAACCAGGGACUGCACAACACUUGAGAGGGCCCUUACGUACAGGGAUUCCAGGGACAUCGACGCAAAAGAUCUGUGUAAUGAGCUCAAAGUCUUGAGCAGGAGACUGGACAGUGAGGCAGAACCACUCAACGCACUCGAGUACAUAACCAGACACCAAAUGGCCUCAUUGUAUCCCAAUGCCUUUGUUGCCCUGAGAGUUCUUCUCACACUCCCGGAGACAGUGGCAAGUGGAGAGCGCACAUUCUCCAAGCUCAAACUCAUGAAAAACUACCUGCGCUCUACUAUGAGUCAAGAGAGACUCAAUGGACUCGCCACCAUAUCAAUUGAGCACGAGUUGUCUUACAAAAUCAACCUCUAAAAAGCAGUGCAUGCUUUUGCUGCCCGGAAGGCCAGGCGAGUCAACAUGUCUUUUAAUAAAAGAUGAUUUGAUUUCAGGACCAUUAUUGACAGCUACCGAGAGAAAACAUUGCUGACUGCAGAGGAAAGAGGCCACUCUGGCGGAGAGUAAAUCAAUAAAUGCUGAAACUGAUGUUGGACAAUCAAAUUCGCUAUGUAAAUAAACGAAAUUCGUUAAGGCUGGGUCAUUGACAUAAAGCUUAUUUGACACUGCUCCAGCGAAACGAG
Molecule: messenger RNA, 1715 nt
Organism: Coregonus clupeaformis (lake whitefish)
Lineage: Eukaryota; Metazoa; Chordata; Actinopteri; Salmoniformes; Salmonidae
Exons: 3
Coding region: 1-1449 (482 amino acids)
Molecular function (GO): protein dimerization activity
Source: RefSeq, a predicted model, not a curated record